Molecule: messenger RNA, 1854 nt
Organism: Glycine soja
Lineage: Eukaryota; Viridiplantae; Streptophyta; Magnoliopsida; Fabales; Fabaceae
Product: protein MAIN-LIKE 1-like
Exons: 7
Coding region: 1-1854 (617 amino acids)
Biological process (GO): meristem development; meristem maintenance; ubiquitin-dependent protein catabolic process
Molecular function (GO): cysteine-type deubiquitinase activity
Source: RefSeq, a predicted model, not a curated record
AUGGUUAGGACCAGAGGAUUAGGUCAUGCCUUAGGUCAGGUUACUGGCAGAGGUGUCGGCAGAGGAGAUCGUGAUGAUUCCGAUGAUGCUUCGCAGCGUCGACGGCCUACUGCAUCCGCACGGAGGCAGCGAGUCGCUGUGACUGCGGAUCACGUCGAUGAGCCAGUCAUCCCUGCGCCAGAUGUUCAAGAUGACCCGAUGGAGGCACCAGCUACUGUAGAGGACAUUCUUGUGGACACAAGCGCAGAGCCUACUGAGGACGUGCAUGAGGGAUUUCCGGGUGGUCCGAGCGACCCAUCCGUGUUGACCCUGUAUGCGGAUCACAUUGCUUGCAGCGUAUGGACGGGAGAGGAGCGUCCUGAAUUGAAGCUAUCCUCUCAUGGGAGGAAGGUCCAUAGUUUAGGCAGGCCUGUCCCUGCCAUUGAGGGACUUGUUGCUGGUACAGGACUAAGUCCUCUGAUCGCGUGUUCGGUAGACACCGGCGAUUGGGGACUUUUGUCCGUGUUUGUGGAGCGGUGGCACCGGGAGACGUCUAGUUUCCAUCUCCCGGUGGGAGAGCUCACCAUCACAUUGGACGACAUCUCCUAUCUUCUCCAUCUUCCCGUUAUUGGCGACUUACACACAUUUGAGCCCUUGCACGUGGACGAUGCGGUUCAGAUGAUGGUGGACUUGUUGAUGGUCUCUCCAAAGUCUGCUAGGGCUGAGACAGCCCAGUGUCGCGGACCGUACGUACACCUGCAAUGGGUACGUGAUAUAUAUGAGCGCCGAUGCCAGGCAGGUCAUUGGACAGCUGCGGCUCGCGCAUAUCUUCUUCACCUUCUGGGUUGCACUCUGUUUGCUAACAAGAGUGCAACCAAUGUCCAUGUUGUCUACUUGGAGGCCCUUCGUGACCUCAGUAUGACGGAGAGGUAUGCUUGGGGAGUGGCUGCUUUGGUGCAUAUGUACGACCAGCUGAACGAUGCAUCUAUGAGCCACAGCCGACAGCUUGGCGGUUACAUCACACUACUGCAGUGCUGGAUUUACGAGCACUUUCCAUCGGUCGCAGACUCCACUGCCGAUCAGGAGUACGACGAGGAUUCUCCGCGUGCGUGUAGGUGGAUUGCGACCGAGAAGACCAUGAAGAGUAUUCGUACGCCGGUGUACAAGGAGCGCCUGGACCGACUCCGGAUUCCGGAUGUCUGUUGGAUCCCUUAUGGGGAGCAUCGAGAGUUUGGCUACACGCAGACCAUUCCUGCUCCUCUUGUCGAUUCAUGGGUCUCGUAUGAUGAUAUACACAACAGGUGGAUGCACUACAAGGAUCAUAUCGUUCCAGCAGGUGAGGUGUGCGUUGUGCUAGGGGCGUAUUCCAGUGACUACAUGGACUGGUUCUUCCGCAUCUCUCAUCCUUUCAUGACACCAGGUCACGCAUUAGAUCCUCUGCCUCAUGGUCACGCCCUGCAGCCCCGAGUCGUCCCUCAGGCCCCGCAGACGGAUAUCCCUCGCGUGCCGGAGCCAGGAGCAUCGUCGACAUCUGCGGAGGAGCCCAGACAUGCAGUGGAAGUUUGUGAUGACAUUGUUGAGAGGUUGGAGCGCCAUCUGAGUCUAGGGGUGGUCACGCCUGGCUCAUCGGCACAUGAGGUGAUCGAAGAAUGCCUCAGGUUGGCCAGGAGUGUGACACAGGACCAUCUUUUCCUUUGGGGGCUUGGGCUUCGAGAGGAUGAGGCAGAAUGUUGUGACGUUUAUGGUUUAGAUGAAGAGCUUCUGGAAAUGGUUCCAAAGCCCGUUCUUGCCGUGCUUUUUCUUUAUCCCAUAACCACCCAAGAGCGGCUGGAAAAGAGCCUUAAAGCCACUUGUGAGGAGUUCAUCAUGUUAUAA